AUGGAGAAUUGUAAGCCAAAUGAUAAGGAAUAUGUAGAAGUGGUACCCCUUUCGUGGGUUAUUGAUGAGAAAGAAUGCGUUUGGCCACCAUUUCAAUCGAAAAAACAAAUAGAAAGUGCCAUCAAGCAUUGUAUUACUCCAGAAAAGGAUCAAUGGAAAAUAUAUACAGAUUUCAAAGCUUCCAAGAAGUUCUACAGCAAGUUUUCUACGGCAUCAGCAAAAGCUAACCAGUAUCUUCAUUGUUCAGAUAUGGAGCAAAGCAGUGAACAAGAGAUUGGUUCACAAAAAAGACACAUUAAAAAGAAUUUAAAGUACAAUAAACACGAAUACACAUCCGAAAUCAGUACUUCAUCCGACGAUGAAGGAGACGAACCACUAGCCAAAUUAAUUCCCAAAUUUCCUGAGCCAAGUAAAAAUUUGCUUAAAAGUUCUGAUAACAAGGUCAAACCUCAGCCAAAUGCAGUCAAGAAGAUUGAUGAUUCCAAGCUUAGUUUCAAAAGUUAUAAGCAGGACCAGACAGAAAACUUAUCACAUACAAUAUUAUCAAAAUCGGCAAGGCUCGUUCAAGAAAAAACUAAUACAGGUGAUGAUAAGGAAGAAAGGUUUCCGAUAAUGAACCACCCAAGUAUUUCUAAUAAACACAGCGAACAUAUUGAGAGUGGACAUGAAUCUGAGUCUGACUGCAGAUCUUCUAAUAAUCGUAACGAUAUUGAAGAGGAGUCGAAUCUCAGCGAUGAUAGAGGUGCACAAGCCAAUAAGAACAAGCCAACACAACAAGUUAAUACCUUAAGUUUGGGAGAAGGCAUUAUUAUGGAAAUAUUGAGCGAUAACGAAGAAUUUUCACUAACACCUCUAGAAAUUACAGAAAGGGCGACAAAUACAGCAAUUUCUCCUAUUGAUGAGGACGCAGCUGGAAUUGCUUGCAACGAUGAAGAAAAUGAUCACAAUGUGUUGAAAAAGCUAGUGAAGCUAACUAUUACUAACAAUGCGUUAUUAAGAGAACAAAAUCAAUUAAUCAAGGAUCUUAAUAAAAAACUUGCAAUAACCAACAAAUCCACUCCUGAAAAUGAAGAACUCUUGGAGCGAUUCAAACAUCUUUUUCCAAUAAAAGAUGAUGAUGCACUAAAGGAAGUAAAUUCUGUAUUGGGUGACGACAAGGAGUUUUAUAAUUAUGUUUUAAGAAUGAUAUCAUUGGAAGGAGGACACAAUCUCAAUGAAUAUGUCCGAAAGGCCAUGAAAAUUAUUAUAGUGGACCAACUGGCCAAAACAUACAGUUUCAAAGGCCACAAGAGCAAAAAGAACUUUAGUGUGCAUACACACCUGAUAAAACUAAUAACAGAGUGCGUCAGAAAUAACGAAGCCCGCGCCACCACAAGGCAAAUUGAAGACCAGGUGGCGGUAUGGCUAACUAAAGCGCAGCGCAGGUUGGAUGGCGUUCCAUAA
Molecule: messenger RNA, 1443 nt
Organism: Ceutorhynchus assimilis (cabbage seed weevil)
Lineage: Eukaryota; Metazoa; Arthropoda; Insecta; Coleoptera; Curculionidae
Source: the annotation of a GenBank genome assembly